GCGCUUUGUGUAUGUGUCUAUAUUAUUACUGCGGACAACCACCUCCAAUCUGGCCCCACCCUCCGCUUACUGUCUCUCGUUCCCUGACUAAACAUGGCGCCACGAGCAUCCGCCUCCUUGCCAGUGACGCAUUGUGUUCCCAUGAUUCUCUGCGAAGGCGGCCAUUCAAACUGGAGAAAGUUAGAGGAGCGGAAAAUGGCGGCGCUGGCGGAGAGGCAGGGAGAAGGAGCCGACCUGCCUCGUGUAGCCGAGUCCACCCCGGCAUCCGUCUUGGAAAGGAGGGAGGCUCCUGCCGUUGCCGUGACCGCGGCGCCCGCUCCCGGCGGCCCUUGUUCGGUGGCCGUAGUUUUCCCCGGCUCGGUAACCCAAGAGGGCUGCUUCCGCUUCACCUGCGAGCUCCUUAAGCACGUCCUGUACCAGAGGCAGCAGCUACCGCUGCCUUACGAGCAGCUGGCUUGCUUCUACCGCAGGCAGCUCCCGAGACCCCCGGGCCAGGUGAGAUCGGCAGGGGAGGGAAGGAUAAUGCGGGGAGGGGGGCCUCCACGUACACACGAUCCCGUUAUCCGUGUGCAAGAGUAA
Messenger RNA from Pogona vitticeps (central bearded dragon), 579 nucleotides. The record is from RefSeq and is a predicted model, not a curated record. NCBI's taxonomy places the organism in Eukaryota, Metazoa, Chordata, Lepidosauria, Squamata, Agamidae.